Messenger RNA from Mesorhabditis belari, 1140 nucleotides. The record is from the annotation of a GenBank genome assembly. Lineage: Eukaryota; Metazoa; Nematoda; Chromadorea; Rhabditida; Rhabditidae.
AUGACUGAAUAUGAAGAUGGAAUGAUUGAAACAAGGUCACAUACAUCGACAAAUGAUCGUUUCACGAGGGUCAAUCAUAAGGACCAAACGGUGGUGCGCAAAUGGCGUAUCGCCCAACAUUGGGACAAAAUUCAAGAAAAUGCUAAUAAGCGGCUUUUCGAGAGGGAAUGCCUGGCAUUGAACGCUUUGAAACACCCAAAUAUUGUGGAAAUGAUUGGGUGGAAAUCGAAUGAAAACGAUUUUGCUGUCAUUUACCUGCGAUAUGUUGGGAAAAUUUCACUUGAUAAGGCAAAGAAAAGCCUCGAUCCUGGAGAAACGACAACUUGGGACUCUGGCGGUACGCCACAAUAUCAACCGCCCGAGUCCCAUCCACCUCAUGGAAGAGAAGCAACGUUUGAUGAGAAAGGAGAUGUUUACGCUAUUGGCAUCACUCUAUGGGAAAUGAUACAGCGAAGCCGAGUAUGGCCACUUUGGAUAAGAAAUGACUCGCCAACAGUCUACCGAAAUAGCCUUCUGAGUCUGAUCUCUCAAUGCGAUGAUGAGUUCAAAGGGAUUGUUGAAGUGUGCACUCUCUUUUCACCGGAGCUUCGUGCAAACCCUUGUGACUUACUAAAGCACGUUCGCAAAAUGCCAGAGACUAAAAUCUACACUCAAUACAGAAAAGAGCUGAUUUUUGAUAAGGAUCAGUUAUUUUUGCUACCGCCAGAAGGUCUAGGACUGGAAUUUGGAGAAAAAGACAAUGAAAGUCAACCAGAAACCCUCAGACCUCCUUCAAUUGACACAAUCUCGUGGAGAAUACGUCUUGAACAGGAUUUCCCAUCGACUUCAACAAUUGACAUAGAUCGUAUUGCUGAGAUUAAUCAAAAUCGAGAAAAGAUUCAGCAGAAAAUGAAGCGUUUAUUUGAAAGAGUUGGACUUCGCGGUGAGCCGGAGGUCAUUGCCGAGGUUAAACUUAAUCUAGCAGAAAUCAAGAAUGAAUUGCGUUUCAAAGAUAGGCUGACUGAUUUGUCGGCGGAUGAAGAGAGGAAAUUGAGACAGCCAAUUGUGGCACAAAGACCCCGUUCAUUGACAAGUCCCGCAAAUUACUCGAAUCGGAACGAUGGUCGUUUGGCUCCGGAAGAUCCGUUCCAUCAAAAAUUG